Molecule: messenger RNA, 966 nt
Organism: Lathyrus sativus (Indian pea)
Lineage: Eukaryota; Viridiplantae; Streptophyta; Magnoliopsida; Fabales; Fabaceae
Source: the annotation of a GenBank genome assembly
AUGGAUACAAUUAGACAGGCAGAAGCUGAUCGUGUCUAUGAAGACUUUGAACCAUCUCAUAAAUGGGAUGAUGGGCGUUUCACUGUUUUGCUACCAGGAUUUAGAAAGGAUCAAAUAAAGGUUCAAGUGACCUCAAAACCUGCCCUAAGGCUGAUGGGCGAACGACCGGGCUUUCAGAAUAGAUGGCGUCGUUUUAAAUUAGAAUUUCCUGUUCCUUCUGAUUAUGACACAGACAGUGUAACUGCAACAUUUGAGGGUGGCCUAUUAACUGUCAAAUUUGCCAAACUUACUAAGCCUGAGGAAACAAAAAAUCCAACAGAAGAUAAUCCAACACCAGAAGUACCGUCACAAAAGAUUGAUGAGCAAAAGGGUCCUCAAGAGGGUGCUGCAAAAGCUAAAGAAGAGAAAAAAGAAACAAAUGAAACAGCAACAAACCCACCAGAAGAAGCUCCAGAGCCAAAGGAACCAUCACAGAAGACUGAUGAGCAAGAGGGCACUCAAGAGAGCACCCCAAAAGCUAAAGAAGAGAAAGCAGAAACAAAGACUAAUGAAGUCUCUGAUCAAAACACACCAACACACAAGGAGAAGGAUUCAAUAACUGAAAAGAGCAAAACAGAAACAGAAGCUAGCAUGGACAAAGUGGCUGAGAAAGUGAAAACUAAUGGAUCAACUGAAAAAACAGAUACAGUAACCUCUAAAGUUCCUAAAACCAAAGAUGCAAAGUUUGUUGCAAGAUCCAAAACCAGGCUUGUAGAUUUCACUCUCCCUAAGGCUAAUCAGGAUGAAAAUGAAAAUGAAAAUGAAGCCCUUGGAGAUUCAACCAGAAGUCUUAAGAAGUGGAAGAAAAUAGUCGCUUGGGUCAUGCUAAUCUUAUUGGUUGUGGGACUUGGGCUUUAUUUUAGAAAUACAUUUGGAUCAUUUGAGGGAGAAUUUAACUUCAAAGACAUGCUACUAUUUCCUUAUUGA